Molecule: messenger RNA, 1827 nt
Organism: Candidula unifasciata
Lineage: Eukaryota; Metazoa; Mollusca; Gastropoda; Stylommatophora; Geomitridae
Source: the annotation of a GenBank genome assembly
AUGGCAGAUUGGGAGCAAGACACUGAUAAUCCUGACAAUAAUGAAGAAGAGGAACACACACAUGUAACCCAAACUGAAGAAAAUUAUUCAGGCAAAGAUGAUCUUGAUGAGGAUCAAGAGAGACCAGCUGAAAACCAGGCCGUGUAUGAUUUUCUUCAGUCAGAAGAUGAAGUUGUCAAUUAUACAGAGAGUGCAGCAAGCCAGACAGACAUUACCUGUCACAUUCCUAUGGAAGUCAAUGAGGAUGGUCACGAGAAUCAUCUACAAGAAGAAGAGAGAAGAGAAUAUUUUGAAAAUGAAGAUGCUAAUGCCAUUUUUCAACAAGAUGAGAAAAAGGCUGAAUCUCUAAAUAUAAACAAUGAAGGAGACGAUUACCCAGAGCUGAGACAAGUGGUAGCUCAAGAUGAAUCCAGCAAUGCUUACCAGUUAACUGUCAACCUGGAAGCAACAGCAACAGUCAAGUGUGUGUUAGUCCCAAGUGGCCAGGUUGUAACUUUGGCAUGUACAUUAGGCCAAACACUAGAAUCACUGAAGUCACAUUUUGCAUCUGAGCUGAAAAUGCCUUCAUCUGCAAUUAUGAUAAUGUUUAGUGGAGCACCCAUCCCAGACAAUAAAAUACUGGCUGAUCUAGGAGUUGGACCAAAUGGAACUGUUCAGCUGGAGAUGCAGUCAGUGGACCCGGUCAAUAUUCCACUGAAGCCCUAUCGGCCCAGACAGGAAUACCACAUGCCAGAUGUUAUAACUGUCAGAGUGGUGACUGAGGACUGUGAAGCAAAAGAUGUUGUCGUGGAAAUAGAGAGGUCAAGGACAAAGAAACCAUUCUUGGGAGGUUUCCGCAACAAGAACACUGGCGUGGAGUUCCAUAAUGCUUCAGCCCAGACAGUCCAGAAACCCAGACCACCGCCAACCUCGGAGCGCUUCUGUCGAGACACACAGACAUGCGAGCAGAGAAAUAUGCACCAACAAACCCACAAUAACACCAGCACUCAGAUGACUGGUAUCGGAGUGUACAUCAGUAACUUAGAGGACAAACUCAUUGCUCCAGGAGAAUAUGUAACAGCUGAUGAUUACUGGGCGAUGAUUCUUGACAAAGUGAUCAUACUGCAAAAAAAUUUUCGCCGCUGGCUAGCCAAACGUUACGUAAAGAAACUAAAAGAAGACAAAGAAAAAAGAUUAGAAUGGGAGAAGCUGGAGGAGUUACGAAAGAAGAAAGAAAAAGAAGAGCGUCUUCAGCGAGAAUAUGCCCGCAGAAUCCACCCAAAAACACAGGCAGACUUCGACAGGCUUAUGAACUGUUUGGAGAAAUGGCGCAAGGAAGAACUUGAAAGAAUCAAUUCCACCCUGAGUGGAGCUGAACGUAAGGCUGCCAUGUGCAUGUUGUUAGAUCAGGAGACCGAACUCUUGUCUGCCAUUGAGAGGCACAAGAAUGAGGCCAGUUCUGACAACCACAUUUCAAGAAUCAUGAACUUUCUGGAAAAGGCUGCAGCUCCCAAAAUGUGGCAAGCUCAUGAUGGCAAGUUGACCUAUAUGGAUACACCAUUUACAAUUCGUGCCAAGGAGCUCAGAGAUAUUUACAACAGCAUUAACAUGAGGUACCUGACCCAGGAUGAGCGCCUCGAUGUGUUGCUGACACUGAAACAUACUGUAAAAGAGCAUGACUGUAAGCUGACACAGGAAAUCAUUGAACUGAUUGAUCGUGAAGCAGACUUAUUAAUGCGAGGAGUUAAAGAGACCAACCUUACAGGAUUGCGUAAGAGGAUUUGUACCUUAUUCCUACAGUACAUCAAGACACCAGUCUUUAACCCAGAGGCUGCCAAAUAUCUCAAG